AUGACUCUGACUUCAUCCACCUCCAUCCCCCCAGCAUCGCUCACGGGCGAAACGCCGCAGUACCUCAUCUUCUUCAGCUCGGGCAAUCCACCCUGGUGUCCCGACUGCGUCGACGCUCAACCCGCCAUCAACCACGUCUUUGGCACGUCCGCAGACGCCCACCUCGUCCUCGUCGACAGACCAGACUGGAAAUCGCCCGACAACAUCUUCCGCACCCAGUGUGGCAUCAAGUGCAUCCCCACCAUCACCAAGAUGAUCAACGGCAAAGAGGUGGCUCGGAUCGAGGAUGCCGAGUGCAAGACCAUCGACAGCGUCGCCAAGUUCAUCCAGUAA
This is a messenger RNA of Moesziomyces aphidis, 333 nucleotides long. Lineage: Eukaryota; Fungi; Basidiomycota; Ustilaginomycetes; Ustilaginales; Ustilaginaceae. The record is from the annotation of a GenBank genome assembly.